GUCGAAGUGUUGAAAGUAGUGAAUAAUAGGUCAUCGCACGGAAGUCGAGUCGUUUCGUUCAGUCCAGAUAGGUUGUUCGUACGUUGAGCGUUUCGUACAGUAGUCACUCGCCAAUUCAACAUUCCAACAAGCCGGGUCUUCUUACCUCUUUAAACAUAUUCUGAUAUCGAAGAUAUUCGGAUCGCAUCACAAGUUAAUUUUGACCCUGUAUCCUUAGAAUCUCCUAUAACGAUUCCGUCAGAAACGUUACGUAAUCAUACAUUGCGUAUGCCCGACUUGUGAUACUCAUUUGAGUGAUCAUAUAAUUUCAAACGUCAUCAUGUAUGCUUGUACUAGAUUUAUUGUACCUGUCGCCAAGUCGACCUUGGUUUCUGGAACUAAGAAUUAUAUUCGACCAUUGAGCAGUGCUGUGGUAAGUCACAGCCAGUCUAUACAGCAGAAUCAGAUUCAGAACCCAUUCAGUUCUCCAUUGGUGCAAUCUCCAAUUAUACGUAGUUUCCAAACAUCUACAAUUAGUCGUGAUAUUGAUUCUGCUGCAAAAUUCAUUGGUGCUGGUGCUGCCACUGUAGGUGUUGCUGGGUCGGGAGCUGGAAUUGGUUCAGUGUUUGGUUCUUUAAUCGUGGGUUAUGCCAGGAAUCCUUCUCUUAAACAACAGUUGUUUUCAUAUGCCAUUCUGGGCUUUGCCUUGUCUGAAGCCAUGGGUCUCUUCUGUCUUAUGAUGGCUUUCUUACUUUUAUUCGCAUUCUAAAUUAUCAAAAUCGCAUAAAAACACAAUAUUACUAGUUUUAGUGCAUCACUGUCAAAGUGGCGUCCUUUGAUUCCUGCGAAGGAAACAAUGGUAGUUGCCUUUGGUGCACGAGAUGCCAUGAAAUCAUUAGAGAUGCUCGAGUAUCCGGUUCGAUGGGGUAUGCGACGGUACGACAAUGAACUGAAAAAAUGGCGGCUGUAUACGUAAUUUAGAUCAUCGAUCGAACCGUCUUUGACUCCUUCGGGGCCUUUCGAACUAAUUUGUAAUUAUUUCAUGGUUUACUUUAUAUCAUGUAGCGUAAAAAUUCAUAUUACGAUAAUAUUGUACUUCAAUAUAAGAAUAAGAAUAUUAACAAAAGUUUAUUAAAAAGAUUGAAUAAAAAAAAAAGAUAGCGUUGCUUGUAAAAUCCAUAUACAUGUAUGUUCAUCAUUUUUAAUGUUAUCAAAUAUUAAGAAACAGUAAUAUACAUCGAACAUUUUUUGUUAGUGUGGAACGGUUCAUCAUUGUUGUGCCAUCGCGUGCGCGCAUUAUUAAGGUAACUGGACGAAAAAAAUUGUACAGUGAUAUCGAAUAAACACUUGUCGUAAAAUUAUUAUUGAA
Apis laboriosa (Himalayan honeybee) is the source of this 1348-nucleotide messenger RNA. RefSeq names its product ATP synthase lipid-binding protein, mitochondrial (gene ATPsynC). Bases 320 to 748 code for a protein of 142 amino acids. Gene Ontology annotation, molecular function: proton transmembrane transporter activity. NCBI's taxonomy places the organism in Eukaryota, Metazoa, Arthropoda, Insecta, Hymenoptera, Apidae. The record is from RefSeq and is a predicted model, not a curated record. The transcript has 6 exons. Gene Ontology annotation, biological process: proton transmembrane transport; proton motive force-driven ATP synthesis.